AUGCCGAAGACGGGUUCACAUGGACCCCACCUGAUCUAUGGUGGGCCCGCGGUUGGCUCGCUGGGAAGAACCAUGCAAGGCGUCCCCACCAUCACAACGGGAGGCUGGAGGUUGACUUUCAGCUGGGGCUCGGUUUUGGCCGAUCUUUCGAUCUUCACCUCCAGCUCUCGCUCUCGCUCUUUCUCCGAUGGCAAAGAAGCUCGUGCAGCAUCGCCUAGAGGAGGAGCCGUGAACGUGUGCCUGGACGAGCAAAACCAGAGAGUCAUGCUGCGUGGGAAAGCUGUAACUGUGGACGCAUUCACCGACACGGCCUAAGGGAACCCGGCGGCGGUGUGUAUCUUGGAAGAAGAGAGGGACGAAGAGUGGCUGCAGGCGGUAGCCAGGGAGUUCAACUUCUCGCAGACCUGUUACCUGACCGGUGCCUCGAGCUCCAGAACUCGCCGGCUCGGCCAACGGGGAUCGAGCCUGAGGUUUCAGCUCAGGUGGUUCACUCCAGUUAAGGAGGUUGACCUCUGCGGUCAUGCGACGCUAGCUGCUGCGCACACUCUCUUCACAUCUGGGAUGGUAGAUUCUGACACCAUCGAGUUUAUGACAUUAUCCGGAAUUCUGACUGCCAAAAGGGUUCCCGAAACGAAGUCAUCCCAUUUUGAAGAUAAAGAUGGUGAUGUGCCCGGGAUAUGGAUUGAAUUGGAUUUUCCUGUAGUCCCGAUCGCUGAAGAUGAUGCCGAGCGGAUUUCAUGUGUCUCCAAAGUUCUCAAUGGCACUUCCAUUGUUGAAAUCAAGAAGACAGCAAAGGACGACUAUUUCAUUGUUAUCCCAUCAUGGAAAGAAGUUGAAGAAUUUCAGCCCCAGUUUGAUGAGAUAAAGAGAUGUCCUGAGGGUAUUAUCAUCACUGGAUCAGCUCAGCCAGACUUGGGAUUCGAUUUUGUCAGUCGAUUCUUUGCCCCAAAAGUUGGACUCAAUGAGGAUCCUGUAUGUGGCAGUUCACAUUGUGCUUUGGCACCUUAUUGGAGUGAAAAGCUGGGGAAAAAGAUCUCGUUGCCUAUCUUUGUUCUUAAUUUGCUUGCAAUGGAUAGUGAACUGAAUAAGUGUUGA
Molecule: messenger RNA, 1095 nt
Organism: Eucalyptus grandis
Lineage: Eukaryota; Viridiplantae; Streptophyta; Magnoliopsida; Myrtales; Myrtaceae
Biological process (GO): biosynthetic process
Cellular component (GO): cytoplasm
Molecular function (GO): isomerase activity
Source: RefSeq, a predicted model, not a curated record